This is a messenger RNA of Colletotrichum scovillei, 1851 nucleotides long. RefSeq names its product DNase1 protein. The coding region runs from base 522 to 1064 and encodes 180 amino acids. The transcript has a single exon. The record is from RefSeq and is a predicted model, not a curated record. NCBI's taxonomy places the organism in Eukaryota, Fungi, Ascomycota, Sordariomycetes, Glomerellales, Glomerellaceae.
CCUUGUUGACUCCUUGACGCCUCCGGCUCCGCUCCCCACUGCCAUCUCAUGAGCAAGUCCUUUUCAGGCUUUUCUCCCACAUCCUUCUGACAUGUGUAUAAGUAUGGUCCAGUUCCCACGAGGCCUUCCCUUUCCCCGGUUUUGAUUCCCCAUCCCGCAUCACUAUCCUUCCUGUGGCCGAGCCUCACACUUUGUCUUUUCAGACAGCAGCAUUCAUUUCACAUACACACGAAGCUUUUCACUCCUUUGAAAGCUUUCAUCCACUCAACGGCCCCGGUCCGUUCAGAAUCAAACUCACAAACCAAGCUCGAGUCCAUCACCACAACACCCAUCAAGGGCAACUCAGUUCUCAAGAUUUAGCUAGACGCUUAUCCUAGAACCAUCUUCAAACCAUCUUGAACCUGUACAACCGUUGUUGACAACGUUUACGGGACUCUUUCAAACAACUCACAUUCAACUCACCGAACCACGCUCCGGCACUUACACACUCUCACAAACAAAUCCCCUUUCCACAACUCAAAAUGCAGUUCAACCUUCUCACCCUCCUCGGCUCGGCCGCUCUCGUUGCCGCCAACACCGUCACCUUCAAGUCUCUGGACGACGUUUCCCGCACCGUCCACUUCACCCCCAACUCCGGUCUCGCCUCUGUUGACUCCGUCGAGGUCCCCGCCGGCGGCGAGGUCAAGGUCAACAUCCCCACCUCCUGGAUCGGCAACUGGUACUCCGUCUCUGAGGGCUCUGAGAAUGUCGCCGGUAUGCUCGGCGAGGUUGCCUUCAACGGCUGGAACGGCCUGACCUACUUUGAUGUCUCCGCCAUUGUCAACCCCAACGACCACAACGGCGUCAAGAAGAUGUGGCCCGCCAGCGGCGAUGAGCCCGUCUCCGGCUGCGACUGGUGGCCCUGCAACAACGCCUACUACCUCCCCGACGAUGUUCAGACCAAGGUCACCUCCGAGACCGACCUCAUCUGCACCCUGGGCAACAACGGCGUCACCUCUCGCCGCGACAUUGACGACCACCACGAGUCCCCCAACUACAAGCGUGACUUUGUCAUCAGCAACUAAGCUUUCUCUUCGGGAACACAAAAACCGAUCUUUGCCUUCCUUUCUUGGCUACGUUUAGAAGAAGAGGAGUUUUGGCCGCGGCGUCGAUGAAUAGUCAUCGGCUAACCGCGCGCGCUCGCGCUGUGCGCUUACGACUUUAUGACCCCUAACAAUGACAACGGACUCUUCUUUUACAGAAGACCUCCAACAUCAUCUGUUAUUUUCAAUUGCAAAAAAAGAGAUACCCCAUCACAAGAAGCGCGGCUACGCGUGUGGGCUUAGCGGGGGAUCAGGGGAGGUCAAGUUUCUUUGGGAUAUAGAGUCAUUUUUUUGGAAACCCUUUUCAACCCGGGGCGUACGGUCAAACAGAGAGAACGGAGCAAUUGGAGCAAUCUAGGCGUUUCCCCUCUAUUUUCCCCCGCGAGAGAGACCUAUCUCGUCUUCGAUAUCUCAUCCAUUCACGAAAGAUGAGGUCUCGUGGCCAGGUCUCGUUCUUGUCUGGCUUCACUUACACAACUUUUUGGGGUAACUCAUCCCUCACCAGUUGUGGAGGCCGACAAAACUAUUCUAGUCGCUCCUUCAGACACACGUUUAGAAAUCUUUCUUGUUUGUUGUACAACCAACAACAACAGUUUCUUGUAUUUACUAGGGCAGAGAGUUCCGCCAGAAAGAAAAACAAAUCAAAAACGUUUGAGCGUCAAGUAAGAACAAAAAUAAAACAUUGUGACCGUUACCAACCGCGCCAACUUUUGCCAACCUAAUUACCUAGUUGCUGUUUUUUUGUCAGUUGCCCGGUUGGAGAACCCCC